AUGGAAGUUCUCACUGAGCAUGUUGGUGGAGUUAAUAACAACCAUAACAAUGCAAGGCGACAUUAUGAGGAUUUAAAAAAUCAGAGGCAAAGCGUGUUGCACAUAUUCUAUUCUCAUAGCAGAGAGAUGGAGAUUGCAUAUAGAGCUCGUGUCACUGCUGUUUUGCGUGUUGUUAGAUUUCUUCUGCUGCAAGGUCAUGCUUUUCGUAGACAUGAUGAAUCUUUUAGUUCCACAAAUAGUGGUAACUUUCUAGAGAUGCUGAAUUGGUAUGGGACAGAAGUUGAAAGUGUUGGUCGUGUGAUUAAUGAAAAUGCUCCUGAAAAUAAUCAAAUGACUUCUCUACAAAUACAGAAAGAGUUAGUGAGGGCUUGUGCAGAAGAGGCCACACGGGUCAUUAUUGAUGAGAUUGGAGAUAAUCAUUUCUCUAUACUUCUUGAUGAGUCUCGUGACAAAUCAAUAAAAGAGCAAAUGGCUGUGAUUGUGAGGUUUGUGAACAAGCAAGGCCAAGUAAUUGAAAGAUUUCUUGAUGUUGAACAUGUUGUCGAUACUUCAACGCCUUCAUUAAAGACAACUUUGGAUGGAUUGUUUGCCCGUUGUGGUUUAUCUAUUUCUAGAUUGAGAGGGCAGGGGUAUGAUGGAGCCUCUAAUAUGAAAGGGCAAUUUAAUGGGUUGAAGACAUUAAUUUUGAAUGAAAAUCCAUUUGCUUUUUAUGUUCAUUGCUUUGCCCACCAAUUGCAGUUGGCUAUCGUCACUAUGAUUGUGAACAUUGUAGGGGUUUCUUGCAAAAGGAGAGAUGUGUUGCUUCAGAAGCAUCAUGAUAAGAUUGUGGAGAAAUUGGAAAAAGGUGAAAUCUUUUCAGGAAGGGGCAAACAUCAAGAGACUAAUCUUGGAAGAUCUGGUGAUACUCGGUGGGGAUAA
Molecule: messenger RNA, 918 nt
Organism: Dioscorea cayenensis subsp. rotundata (Guinea yam)
Lineage: Eukaryota; Viridiplantae; Streptophyta; Magnoliopsida; Dioscoreales; Dioscoreaceae
Product: zinc finger MYM-type protein 1-like
Exons: 1
Coding region: 1-918 (305 amino acids)
Source: RefSeq, a predicted model, not a curated record